ACAACAUUCUAUCUAUCUUAUCUAUAACUUACUAUAUAUCAAUCUUCUCCUCUUACUAAAAUGAAGAGCAAGUUCAUCAAGUCCUGCGAAAAGAAACUGAAAAUGAUGACAUGCAAAGUCAUAACCCCUUGUACGUUUUGCAAGACAUGCUGCCAAAGAAUUUACCAGGCGUUCGAGAAGAAAGCUGAGGUGAUACCAAAGGAUGUCCCUAAGGGACACUUGGUUGUCUAUGUAGGUGAGGAGUCCAGGAGGUUUGUGAUAAAGAUCAGCUUGCUUACACACCCACUCUUCAAGGCAUUGCUGGAUCAAGCACAGGAUGCUUACGGUUUCAGUGCUGACUCCAGACUAUGGAUUCCAUGCGAUGUGAGUACCUUCCUCCAUGUUGUGCGUUGCGCUGGUGCUCCACGGCGUCAGAACAAGUGCAUGUGUAUCUAGGAAGGUUCUUGUACUGGGAACUCGAGACAUUCAUUGAUUUAUCCGGGUCCACGUUUCCCAAAGAGAAUGUUGGUUAAUGCUAAGCUAUUGCACUACACUAAGAAUGUAAAACUUUUUGUAUUGAAUGUCAAUA
Brassica oleracea var. oleracea is the source of this 568-nucleotide messenger RNA. Its product is annotated as indole-3-acetic acid-induced protein ARG7-like. The record is from RefSeq and is a predicted model, not a curated record. NCBI's taxonomy places the organism in Eukaryota, Viridiplantae, Streptophyta, Magnoliopsida, Brassicales, Brassicaceae. The coding region runs from base 61 to 435 and encodes 124 amino acids. Gene Ontology annotation, biological process: response to auxin. The transcript has a single exon.